AUGUCUCUCGCACAGAAGGUUUGGCUCGUUACAGGUACAUCUUCUGGCUUAGGCAAGGAGCUCGUAUCGUCUGUACUUGCACGAGGCGACCGUGUCAUUGGGACGGUGCGCAACCUCAAAGAUGCCCCCAUCGUAUCGGAUGCUGCACGCCAGCGCCUGCACGUUGUCAAACUGGACGUUACUGACCAGCCAGAGAACGUGCAGAGAGUGGUAAACGAGGCAGCAGCCAUUUGGGGACAAAUCGACGUGCUCGUAAACAAUGCCGGUUUUGGUGUUAUGUCCACGUUGGAAGAGGCUGCGCCACUCACACUGCAGAAACAAUUCCAGACGAAUGUAUUCGGGUCGAUUAACGUCACCAAUGCAGCCCUGCCUCAUAUGCGAGCACGGCAUUCGGGAACCAUUAUAAUGAUUGGUAGCAGAUCCGCGUGGCAGGGGGUUAAUAUGCCCCUCGCGGGAGCCUAUGCUGCAAGCAAAGCGGCAGUGCAUUCACUCGGCGAGACCUACUUCAUUGAACUCCGCCAGUUUGGUAUCCGCGUCUGCAUCGUCGCUCCAGGAGCGUUUCGUACUAACAACGUCGUCAAUAUGUAUACUACUCGCGACCAGCACAUCUCGGACUACGACGAGCUUCGCGAGGAACGGGGAGUCUUAAUCAAGAACAUGGCGAGGGCUGUCGGAGAUCCCAAGAAGGCAAUGGAGUUAUUGGUCGAUGCUGUCAGAGGCGAGGGGAGGGCACAGGGGAAGGAACUCCCACUGUAUCUGCCUCUCGGGCGCAUCACCAUAGACAAACUCAGGGACCAUUGUCAAAAGCUCUUGCGAGAUUUGAACGAAUGGGAAGACCUAGCAAAAGAUCUCGAUUUCGACGAAGCCUAG
Sparassis crispa is the source of this 870-nucleotide messenger RNA. Its product is annotated as NAD(P)-binding protein. The record is from RefSeq and is a predicted model, not a curated record. The transcript is spliced from 5 exons. NCBI's taxonomy places the organism in Eukaryota, Fungi, Basidiomycota, Agaricomycetes, Polyporales, Sparassidaceae. Bases 1 to 870 code for a protein of 289 amino acids.